Gordionus sp. m RMFG-2023 is the source of this 1829-nucleotide messenger RNA. RefSeq lists its product as uncharacterized. Bases 288 to 1751 code for a protein of 487 amino acids. The transcript has 4 exons. Lineage: Eukaryota; Metazoa; Nematomorpha; Gordioida; Chordodea; Parachordodidae. The record is from RefSeq and is a predicted model, not a curated record.
AAUAUAAUACUAUUCAAAAACCAAAACCAGUAACAACUAAUUUGAAAAAGUUGUCUCAUUCAUUGAAUAAAAAAAAAUCUAUAAUAGAUGAAAUUUUUGAUGAUAAUAAAUUUCAGUUACUUGUGCGAAAUAUUGUUAUAGGUAUCAACGAUACUAAAUUGCCACAAACAUCGCAGUCCAAAAAAAUAAUUAAAGCAGGUUUUUCAAAUGAUGACUUGGAAAAAACAAUAGAUUUAUUCAAAAAACUAUAAGUUUAGCCUAAGUGUAUACAUAUUACUAGUCGGAACAUGAAACAAAUUAAAGAACUUAAAAAAAAUUUUAUUAAUAAAAGACGCUUAGAAUCUAUUAACAUUAAGCAUUUACAAACACAGAAAAAAAGGGCAUUAAUUAAAAGUUCACUUGAUAUUCAAAUUAAAGAUUAUGCCAAUGUUAAUACAAAUAAUAAGCCAGCAGGUCAUAUAGUAUUUAGUGAUCCUGAAGAACCUGAUUUUAACUAUGAAUACAAAAAAUUAGACAUUAAAAAUAAAAAUUUACAAUUAUUUCAAAAUGAUGAAACUGACACCAACAAUAAAUCUAAUAUAUAUAAUGGGUUUAAUAUCAAGCCUCAAUUUGAAGGUAAGAAAGGUGAAAAAUUAUUAAAACUGAGCCUUAGUAUAGGGAAUGAUAAAAGAUUUGUAUUGGGUGAAAAAUUUGCUUCUAGUGAUAGUGAAGAAGAAGAAUUAGGUGAUACUUCUCAUGAUGAUAAAGUAAAUGUUUCUAAGAUUUCUUUUCACAAAACAUUAAACAAUAAUAAAAAUAUCACUCAGGAUGAUCUUAAAUCAGAGUUAGAAACUUAUAAUAAAACCUUAAAUUCUUUGUUAUCGGAAGAGCCAUCCAGUCAUCACACCAAUAAUGUAAAGACAAAAAUAAAUAAAUUUUCAAAUAGUUCUAUUAGUAGAUCAGGAUUUCAAUUAAUUCAGAGGUAUGACCCUAAUAAUCCUGAUCAUUGCACAAAAUAUGAUAUAAAAAUAAAUCCUAUUUCUAAUAAUAAAGGUAAUGCUAUUGAAGAUAGUAAACUAAAAAACAAAUCAAAACAUAUCCUUGACAACAAUGUUACUAAAGUAGAAAAAGAUGCAAAAUGUAGUUUUGAAGUACUCAAAGAUUUUAAAACUGCCUUUACUCAAGAUAAUGAAGAUCAUAGCAAAAGUUUGAAAGGCAAGGAUGUAAAGGCUAUGGUUUUUAAAUUUUUCCAAGAUGAAAAUGAUAAUUUAGACAAAUUACUUAUCAAUAAUAAAAAAAUUAAUUUUGAAUCUAUAAGUACAGAAAAGAUUUCAGAUAUUGAUACUGAAUGUGGAAGAUUUAAUUUAGAUUAUUUAGAAGAUAUUGUAGACAAUGAAUUUAGAGAGAUACUCAAAGAGGAAGGAAAGAAUGACCCUACAUUCCUUACCCAAUUUUUGUCUUUUGAUUAUAGCAGAGGCAAUCAAAAUUUUAGUGCAGAACCUGAACUAUCUACUAUAGCUAAAGAACAUAUCCAAAGUGACCAAUCAUCAUCGACUGGCCAAAACUUCUUCAUCGACCCUUCCAUUUUCGAAGACCCCAAUUCCACCUUAAUGCUGGCAGUUUCAAAUUUUUGUCAAAAGGAUAAAUCUUUCAAGGAUCCCCAAGUAUGGGAAUCAAGGAGGAAAGAGUUGUCUCGCCUGUUCAGAACAAAAAGGAAAAGAUUCUUACGACAUACCAAGCCUCAAUUUUACUCUAGACGUCGCAAAAAUUAAAUCAAAUUAUACACCUGCCUCACUUUAAUGUCAAUUUAAUUAUUUAUAUUUUUGCUCAAUAACGAUUCUAAUAAAUGA